AUGAACUCCCUCCGCAUUGCCCGCGCGGCCGUUCGUGCCCGCCCCGUCGCCAUGCGCAUGGCUGCUCAGCGCAGAGGCUACGCCGAGGCCAUCCCCGACAAGGUGCGCUCUUCCCCCGAAAUCCCCUUGCUGCUUAUCCACCCAUGGCUAACUCGCGAAACAGAUCAAGCUGAGCCUGUCUCUGCCUCACCAGGUACGAAUUUCCCUACGUUGACUGCCCGAAGGCGUGUUGCGAAGCGAGCGAACCGAAAUUUGCGAGCCAAUUGCGCGCGCCGAAACUUUUUUUUGCCGGCCGGCCAGGCUCGGAGCGCCGCCCCCGACCGUUGCGAGAAUUUACGGCAACACCGUGCUAAUUACCUCAACCAGACCAUCUUCAAGUCGCAAAACGUCGUCCAGGUCAACAUCCCCGCCGAGUCUGGCGAGAUGGGCGUCCUCGCCAACCACGUCCCCUCCAUCGAGCAGCUCAAGCCCGGCGUCGUCGAGGUCGUCGAGGAGAGCGGCAGCACCAAGUCCUUCUUCCUUUCCGGCGGAUUCGCGACGGUCCAGCCCGACUCGGCUCUCAGCAUCAAUGCCCCCGAGGCCUACCCCCUCGAGGACUUCAGCGCCGAGGCCAUCCGCAACCAGAUUGCCGAGGCCCAGAAGAUUGCCAGCGGUAACGGUAGCGAGCAGGAUAUUGCUGAGGCCAAGAUUGAGCUCGAGGUUCUCGAGACCCUCCAGGCUCAUGUGAAAUAA
Cordyceps fumosorosea ARSEF 2679 is the source of this 732-nucleotide messenger RNA. Its product is annotated as ATPase, F1 complex, delta/epsilon subunit. The coding region runs from base 1 to 732 and encodes 243 amino acids. The transcript is spliced from 3 exons. Gene Ontology annotation, biological process: proton motive force-driven ATP synthesis. Gene Ontology annotation, molecular function: proton-transporting ATP synthase activity, rotational mechanism. The record is from RefSeq and is a predicted model, not a curated record. Lineage: Eukaryota; Fungi; Ascomycota; Sordariomycetes; Hypocreales; Cordycipitaceae.